AUGAAUCCCGAGAGAAAGAGCAUCCAUAAUUACAAGUUUGUGGAGCUUCCAUUGGCUGUGUUGAGAGGACUUGGGGCACGAUUAGACCUAACUCACAAAGACGCCUUCAAGGAAACAUAUGGUAACCUGCUGGGUAUUUUGAACACCGAGGUCAAUAUCACCGUUGUGCAUACCUUGGUACAGUUCUACGAUCCACCACUAAGGUGCUUCACUUUCCAAGACUAUCAGCUAGCACCGACACUGGAAGAGUAUUCUCAUAUUUUGGGUAUCAGGAUAAAGAACCAGGUGCCUUACAUCCGCACUAAGGAACUUCCUGAAUAUCGAGAACUUGCUGAAGCUCUGCAUAUGGGAAAGAAGGAGAUAGAACUGAACCUGAAACCAAAAGGUGGAAUCCAUGGCUUCACCUCUAAGUUUCUCGUAGACAAGGCUAUCACUUUUGCUGAAGCUGGAAGCUGGACGACCUUCAACGCCCAUCUAGCUUUACCCAUCUAUGGGAUUAUGCUGUUUCAGAAUAUGGAGGAGUUCGUAGACUUGGCUGAUAUUCACAUCUUCUUGACUCAAAACCCGAUUCCCACUCUCCUUGCUGAUACUUACUAUUCCAUUGACGUAAGGACCCAGAAGAAGAAAGGGACUAUCGUCUGUUACACCCCUUUACUGUAUAGAUGGUUUAUUUUGCAUCUACCUCUCAUCCUCAAUUGUGGGGAUUUUCCUAGUGUGCCUCUUCUUGGUACAAAAGGAGGAAUCAACUACAACCCGAGGUUAGCAUUGCGACAACUUGGAUAUCCUAUGGUAGACAAACCCGAUCUCGAAAGUGUAGAAGGUUUUGUUUUGUACGAAGGAGUCGAAGAGCCAAAGUUGAUCAAGAAGAUUGUCAAAGCUUGGGGGUCGAUUUGUCCUCAAGGAAGAGCAAAGAUGGGUAAGACGAAUUGUAUCGCCAAGGAAGCCUACACCAGUUGGGUCAAAAGCAGAGUCAGUGAGGUCUUAUUUCCGUUCCCGCCUGAACCAUCCAUGAACCUCCGAUCUUUUGAGCUAGAGAACCAGCCAAAUUCUGAGAUGGAUGAACUGAAGAAGGUUAUCAAGACUUUAGAGAAAGAGAAUGUCGAUCUCAAAUCUAAGCUUGCUAAGAUCUCAUUAGAGAAAGAGACCUUGAAAUUCAAUCUGAUUCAGAAGAGGGACCGAGUUCGCCAAGCUGAUGAAGAGGUACAGACCGAGGUUUUCAAAAGACUCAAAGUGGGUGACACCCUCAAAGGGACUUAUGCCAGUCUGACGACCAAAAAGAAGCAGUUGGCCGAAGCCUAA
Lathyrus oleraceus (garden pea) is the source of this 1299-nucleotide messenger RNA. RefSeq lists its product as uncharacterized. The transcript has 2 exons. The record is from RefSeq and is a predicted model, not a curated record. NCBI's taxonomy places the organism in Eukaryota, Viridiplantae, Streptophyta, Magnoliopsida, Fabales, Fabaceae. The coding region runs from base 1 to 1299 and encodes 432 amino acids.